This is a messenger RNA of Stereum hirsutum FP-91666 SS1, 1266 nucleotides long. Its product is annotated as oxidoreductase. The transcript is spliced from 11 exons. Lineage: Eukaryota; Fungi; Basidiomycota; Agaricomycetes; Russulales; Stereaceae. Gene Ontology annotation, molecular function: oxidoreductase activity; FMN binding. The record is from RefSeq and is a predicted model, not a curated record. Bases 1 to 1266 code for a protein of 421 amino acids.
AUGUUUCUACAUGUACGCCUGCACGACGAGCAUGUCCCCUCCACAGCCACAGCAUGGGCCGACGGGAACGAGAAACUGCAGACCGAGUGGAGCGCGUAUAUGAGGAACGCAUACGCGGGGAGGAAACCGCCUUCAAUUGAGAGUUAUACUGUGGGGAAGUUGGAGGAGAGGGCGAGGGAGGCUACGGAGGGGUCAUGUUCGGCGUACAUGUACACGUUCGGCAGCACGGGGUCAAGCUCGACGAAUAAAGCGAAUUUGAAGGCGUUGCAGCAGUGGAAGAUUAUUCCGAGGAUGUUGAGGGACGCGUCGACUCGGAGUCUUGAGACCACCCUCUUCGACAAGACCUACAAAUCGCCGGUCCUCAUCGCGCCCGUGGGCGUCCAAGGCAUCCUCUAUAAAGACGGUGAAUUGGCCACUGCGCGCGCGACUGCGAAGGUCGGCGUGCCGUUCAUCAUGAGCACUGCGAGCACAAGGCCGCCGGAGGAGGUCGCGGAGGCAAAUGGAGUGGACGGGGCGAGGCCUCAGACCGACGAAAUAACUCUCACGCUACUCUCCUGCGUCAAGAAAGCGGGAUUCACGACGCUCGUGGUCGGGACGUCGGACCCUGUGUUCAUGAAGAAGAUGGGGCUGGAGGCGAGGACGGGGGAGAGUGCGCCUUACGCGUUCCCGUUCGAACCGGAAGCGAUGGACAAGAAACGGGCAGAAGGCGACCCCGCCGCGAUCGAAGGCACCAAGCUCGGCAUGGCCUGGCUCGCGGAGACGAACUCGGGUAUGUUCAAGACGUGGGGGAUGCUCAAGUUCCUCCGCGAUAAUUGGGAGGGCCCGAUCGUGUUGAAGGGGAUACAGAGCGUGGAGGACGCGUUGUUGGCGAUGGAGAAUGGGAUGGAUGGGAUUGUCGUUAGCAAUCAUGGCGGAAGACAAGUCGACGGCGCUAUCCCCUCCUUCCUCGCCCUCGAAGAGAUCACGGCGAACAAAGAGGUUCGCGACGCGCAGGAAAGUGGAAAGUUCACCGUGUUGUUCGAUAGUGGGAUCCGGACGGGUUCGGACGUGUUGAAGGCGAUAGCGAUGGGGGCGCAAGGAGUUUUAUUGGCCCGCCCGUUCAUGUACGGUCUCGCGAUCGACAGCGAACAAGGCGUGGAAGAAGUGUUGAGAGGACUUCUGGCGGACACGGAGAUCACGAUGGGUCUGAGUGGGUACAGUAAUUUGAAGGAGAUAUGGGCGAGGAAGGAGCGAUUUAUGAGAAAGGUGGAUGCGAGGAGGCUGUGA